Messenger RNA from Phymastichus coffea, 849 nucleotides. RefSeq lists its product as uncharacterized. The coding region runs from base 57 to 764 and encodes 235 amino acids. The transcript is spliced from 4 exons. The record is from RefSeq and is a predicted model, not a curated record. Lineage: Eukaryota; Metazoa; Arthropoda; Insecta; Hymenoptera; Eulophidae.
ACGAAAAAUUUAUCAAUCUACGUUCGACAACUGAACUAAUAGUUUUGAAAAGCAAAAUGAGGUUGUUCCUUGUAUUUUUUGCAAUUUUCAUAGUUAUUAAAGCAGACGGACAUCUUAAUUUGGACAGUCAUGAAUUGUUAAAGAUUGUCAAACAAUUAUGUGAAGAUACGUUGAAAGUAAUAGAAGAUGUGCCAGAUAAGAUAGUAGAACUUCGCAAAAUUAUUAAGAUACGUUCGAAAAGUCUACCUGUUUCGUUUUCUGCUUGUGAGGAGGUCAAAAAGCUCAGGCAUGAAAUUGAAAUCCUGUCUCCAAAGACCAUUAUACCUUCCAAAGAAAAUGUGUGUGACCAGGUUCUAAAUAAUAAUACUGUAGAUUUAGAUACGCAGUUCAUAAAAAAUGUCCAACAAGAUUUGAAUUGGAUAGCUAAUCGAUUGAACAGCAUAAUAAUACAGUACAAGCCGAUGCUAAUUACAAUUAAAAAAAAAUUAGAAAAUUAUACCGUUAAAUCUGAAUCAUGCAAGCAAGAUGAAUUAAACGAAAAUACUUGUGGCGCAUUGCUAAAUUAUGAAAAAGAUAUUUAUAAAUAUCGUAAUAAAAUUGAUGAAUACUUAUCCUAUGGCACUAACAUAGCUCAUUUCAUAGGCGUAUACGUAGAGAUAGCUUGGCAAGAUGCUAGCUCUUUACUAAACAAAUACGUUAUUUCUCCGGUUGAAACCUGUUUAUCGAAUGCGGUUUCGAAUGAUAUUAAUAUUGUCUUAGCAUAAAUCGUAAAUAAUACUUAUUUUUUAUUGUAAUCAUUACAAUCAAUAAAAUGUGUCUGGUUAAAUAAAACUAUUUGACAACUUGUAA